Nothoprocta perdicaria is the source of this 2311-nucleotide messenger RNA. It is a transcript of the gene ANKZF1, whose product is annotated as ankyrin repeat and zinc finger domain containing 1. The record is from RefSeq and is a predicted model, not a curated record. NCBI's taxonomy places the organism in Eukaryota, Metazoa, Chordata, Aves, Tinamiformes, Tinamidae. Bases 1 to 1977 code for a protein of 658 amino acids. Gene Ontology annotation, molecular function: protein binding. The transcript is spliced from 15 exons.
AUGCAGAGCCGCGCGGGCGGCGAGGAGCGCGCGCCAGGCGCGCCCGCGGGCCCCGAGCGCCUGUUCUGCUCCGCCUGCGCGCAGCCCUUCGGCAGCCGCCAGGAGCAGGCCGAGCACUACCGCCUCGACUGGCACCGCUUCAACCUCAAGCAGCGGCUGCGGGGCCGCCGCGCGCUGCCGGCCGGCGCCUUUGAGGAGAAGACCCGCGCAGGUGAUGUUUCCAGCAUCUCGGGAUCAGAUUCGGAGAGCUCCGACUCCAGCAGCGAGUCGGAUUCAGGGCCUCCUGCCAGCGASAGCCGCGAGGCGCCCCGGCUUCCCCGCUCGCACAAGGUGCUGUUCAGGAACGCGAGGGGACAGCUCAUCUCGGCCUACCGCUGCGUGCUGGCCUCUGGAAAGGGUGGCAGUGAGGAGCCAGUGGAGCUGGUGGCAUCGCUGCAGGGCCUCAGCGCGAGCGCCUGCUGGGUGGUGCUGAUGAUGGGCGGCGGGCACUUUGCAGGAGCUGUCUUCCAGGGCCCUCAGGUGCAGGAGCACAAGACCUUCCACCGCUACACGGUGCGAGCCCGGCGGGGCACCUCGCAGGGGCUGCGCGAUGCCCAGACGCCGGCCGCGGCGCCCAGGUCGGCCGGGGCCUCGCUGCGGCGCUACAACGAGGCCRCGCUGCUCAAGGAUAUCCAGGACCUGCUGGCAGGCUGGGCGCACCACUUGGAGGCAGCCCAGCGCAUCUUCCUGCGYGCCCCCCGCCACAACCGGGCGCUGCUCUUUGGGGGCAGAAACCCCCUCCUUGCGCAGGGAGACCCCCGCGUGCAGCACAUCCCGCUCAGCACCCGCAGGGCCACGCUGCGGGAGGUGCUGCGGGUGCACGCCGAGCUGGCCAGCCUGCACGUGUACGGGAAGGACACGCCGCUGGAAGAUAUCACUGGGAGCCCCUGUAAGGGCUGGCUAAAGGGACGGCGAGCGGCAGAGACGGAUCCGCCGCGGGAGGACGUGAAUGCCCCUGGCCUGUCACCCCCUGCAGCGCCGGAGGAGGAAGAGGAGGACAGCCUGGCAGGGCAGCUGGAGGCYGUGGAGGUUACACUAGGGACCUUGGACCUUCGGGAGUUUGAAGUGAUGCCCAAGCGAAACCGCAAGAGGAGGAGGAGGAAGGAUAAGAAGGUGGAGACAGGGUCCUGUGCUGAGGAGACAGACGACCUGGAGCUGGCAACGGAGCCRCAAGAGGCUGAGCCCCUCUCCUGGGCCAGUGAAGGAGACCCCCAGGCCGAGCUCCGUGACGCCCUGUUCACAGCCUGCAAGACGGGGGACGUAGGGACCCUGCGGCACCUCCUGGCGGUGCCGGAGAGCGGGAGCCCAGCGGGGCACGGCGAGGGCGGGCAGGAGGCUGCUGCCCGCUCCCUGCUCAACCAGCCUGUGGACGAGCGCGGCUGCACCCUGCUGCACGUGGCAGCACGUGCUGGCAAGGCCCAGGCCGUGUGCCUGCUGCUGGAGGCAGGGGCUGACCCUGCGCUCAGAGACGGGCAGGAGCAGCCACCCUACUGCGUCUCCGCUGACAAAGCGACCCGCAACGCCUUCCGCAAGUUCGUGGUGGAGCAUCCGGACAAGUACGACUACAGCCGUGCCAAGGUGCCCGGGCCCCUGACGGCAGAGAUGGAAGCCAAGAAGCUGGAGAAGAAGCGGGCGCAGAAAGCGCAGCGGAAGCAGCGGGAGCAGGCGCAGCGGGAGGAGCGGCAGCGCCGGGAGCAGGAGCAGGCCGAGAAGCAGCGCUUUGCUGCCCUCUCGGACAGGGAGAAGAGGGCCCUGGCUGCCGAGCGGAGGCUGGCUGCGCAGCUGCAGGACACCGGUGACACCCUCGCCAGCGUCAGCCGCUGCUGGCUCUGUGGUGAGUCCCUGCUGGGCCGCAUCCCUUUCCACUACCUCRACUUCUCCUUCUGCUCCACCGCCUGCCUGCAAAGCCACCGCCGUGCCCGGGCCAGCCACACGUAGGGCUGGGGGCUGCCACCGAGGACCCGCCUCAGGGAGACGGAGCUGAGCGCUGGCUGCGGGGCAGGGGCUGCUGUGUGGAGGGGCUGGGCUGCAUCAAGGCUCUGUGCAGCCCCGGCGCUCACGGGGCUCCAGGAGGGCUCGUGGUCAGUGGAGCUGGGAUCCCCUUGGUGCUGAGUGCCCAGGGCUGCUCCGUGUCCCAGGCUCCUUCCGGAGSGGGCAUGCUGCUGGCUGCUCUUCUCCCUGCUACCGUGCACACUGCUGCCUCUGGGCCCCUUGGACCUAGGCUUGUUCCUCCCAUGGGUGCUGGUGGCAGGUCCACCAUGCUGUGUUGGCA